Molecule: messenger RNA, 3194 nt
Organism: Eufriesea mexicana
Lineage: Eukaryota; Metazoa; Arthropoda; Insecta; Hymenoptera; Apidae
Gene: CtBP
Product: C-terminal binding protein
Exons: 8
Coding region: 639-2072 (477 amino acids)
Biological process (GO): regulation of transcription by RNA polymerase II
Cellular component (GO): nucleus
Molecular function (GO): NAD binding; transcription coactivator activity; oxidoreductase activity, acting on the CH-OH group of donors, NAD or NADP as acceptor
Source: RefSeq, a predicted model, not a curated record
GCGAGUCACUCGGAUGGCCGGGGGCCGCCAUUUUCCUCCAGCGAGGGAGACAGUCGCGAACGUAGUUCCGCGCAUUGUCGACCAAUUUUUUCGUCGAAUCGAGGGAUUUUCGCGAACAACUGGGGCGUCGGGCGGGCGCGCGUGACCCCAGAGCCCGUAUCCGAGCGAGUAUCGUUCCACGGGAGGCUGAAAGUCACCCGUGGACGUCGCGAGAGCCGUGUGAAUCGGAAUACAGAGUCAAGGCGCCGCGCGUAUACCCCCGAUCGAGACACAUCGUAAGAACGCCGUGUGAGAGAGUGAAUAGUUUGGUGAUCGCAGUGUAGCCGGUGAAAAUACACGAGUACCCAGGAGUACCGUGGACCGAGGAAUACAGGGAGAAUCGCCUCUGACAGGAGACAGUGUUCAACAAGCCGUGAUGCGUUGGAGGUUCGGCGGUCCUUGUCCAAAAACCGACCAGAAAUCAGUGUUACAGAAGCAAUUUGUGUGACGAAGCAUAAAAGUGCAAAAUUGUAUUUUAAGACAUACUCAGAGGCUUCCUUGUCAGUGGACUAUAGGACUUCCUUGGAAGAAAGCAGACAUUCUUAGUGACACUGAAAGUACAAGUGAAAAACAUAAAAAUUGGGGGGGCUGUUUGACCGAUGGACAAACGGAAGAUGAUGCCCAAACGCCCUCGAAUUGAUAACCUGAGGGGUCCUAUUGCAAAUGGACCCAUUCAGACACGACCAUUAGUGGCUUUGUUAGAUGGUCGAGACUGCUCUAUUGAAAUGCCUAUUCUCAAAGAUGUCGCAACAGUGGCCUUCUGUGAUGCACAGUCUACAUCAGAAAUUCAUGAAAAGGUAUUAAAUGAAGCAGUAGGUGCAUUAAUGUGGCACACUAUAAUUUUGACAAAAGAAGAUCUCGAAAAAUUCAAAACAUUACGGAUCAUUGUAAGAAUUGGAUCUGGGGUAGAUAAUAUAGAUGUCAAAGCAGCAGGGGAACUUGGCAUCGCUGUGUGCAAUGUGCCUGGAUAUGGUGUUGAAGAAGUAGCUGAUACUACUCUUUGUCUCAUUCUAAAUUUAUAUCGACGUACAUAUUGGUUGGCAAACAUGGUACGUGAAGGAAAAAAAUUCACAGGUCCAGAACAGGUCAGGGAAGCUGCAACAGGAUGUGCAAGGAUACGGGGCGAUACACUUGGUAUAGUUGGGUUAGGUAGGAUUGGUUCUGCAGUUGCCCUGCGUGCCAAAGCCUUUGGCUUCACUGUCAUCUUUUAUGAUCCCUACCUACCAGAUGGAAUUGAAAAAUCUCUUGGUCUUAACAGGGUCUACACAUUACAGGAUUUGCUAUUCCAGUCAGACUGUGUAUCCUUGCAUUGUACCUUGAACGAGCACAAUCAUCACCUAAUUAAUGAAUUCACCAUCAAACAGAUGAGACCUGGCGCCUUUUUAGUCAAUACAGCAAGGGGUGGUCUGGUUGAUGAUGACGCAUUAGCCGCAGCGUUGAAACAAGGCAGAAUUCGUGCAGCAGCACUUGAUGUACACGAAAAUGAGCCAUACAACGUUUUUCAGGGUCAGUCCUCGCAGUGCCCUUUGAAAGAUGCACCCAAUCUGUUGUGUACGCCACACGCAGCAUUCUACAGCGACGCAAGCUGCACCGAACUUCGUGAGAUGGCAGCCAGUGAAAUACGGAGAGCUAUCAUUGGUCGCAUACCUGACUGCUUACGAAACUGUGUGAACAAGGAAUACUUCCUUUCCUCGACCGGCAGCUACCCUGAGGGGAUCAACGGCGGAUACUAUUCCGGGGGGCUGCCCGUUCAACAGGCGCAUUCAACGACUCCUCACGAUUCUGCACCCCCACCUCCUGGUGGACAUUCCGUCGUCGGCGGCGGUGGUGGUGGGGGUGGUGGCGGACCAAACUCCUCUGCAGGCGGUGCAGGCGCCGGGGGUCCUACAGGCCCCACGGGUCCAACGGUAGGCGGCGGUGGGGCUGGAGGCCCUACUUCAGCUCCUCCUACUGCUGGAUUAACCGGUAUACCACACAGCAUAGUGAGCGAGCCUGACCCCCGGCCAAGCCCACCUGCACCGAGCCCUCGUUGACCUUGAACCCCCGACGUCCACUCCAGCACCACCCUCCGAUCUAAUUUCCCUUAGCCAUUCACACACGACCUCCGACGACAAAUGGCCGAUUGACUAACGUGUGUUGUGCACGAUGUGCCCCAAAAAUCUGUCCGCUGCUUCCGAGGAACUCGAGGGAAUCCAUCCUUGAGAAAGAGUGAAAUGAGAAAACGGGGGGUAGGCGGGAAGAAAGAGCGAGAGAGCGAGAGAGAAAGAGAGAGAGAGAGAGAGAGAGAGAGCAAGAUAGAGAGAAAGAGAUCGUAAGGGAGAGAGUGAGUGAGAAGAAUAGAAAGAGUAAGGUUUGCCUUGCUCGAGUUGCUGAUGUGCGUGCGUUAAAAACGUGUGUUCUUCGGAGUGUACACGUGUUUUACGCACGUAUCAGCGUACAGUAUGUAUGCCCUGUAUGAAUGACGCGCGCAUGUAUGGUGAGCUUGAGUCUGCGUUUGGUGGACUCCUGGAAUAGUGCAUUUGAUGUAACAUUGUGACCAAACCAAAUACAGUUGGGCAGUAAUGAUGACGGCUUAUAAGAUGUCGUGGCUAAAGGAGGAAAUAACAAACGGUGGGUAAGAAUUCUCUAUGUCGUAAUUUUGUAUAAUUCACUUCAUACUUAACCGCACGUGACUUUAGACAACGCAAACGAAGAUAAAAAAGAAAGAGAAAAAGAUGAGGAAAGUGAAUUUUCAUUGAUUUGUUCUUUUUUUUAUAUUUUAUUUUAUUUUGAUUUUUUAUCAGGGUUUAAUUAAACUUUGAUCGGUAAAGAUUGGUAAUUAGUUCCUCGAGCCCAUGAUCAGUUCUUCCUUUUAUAAUGAUACCUGCAGCAUCGAGAAGUACAUUGGCUAGUCAUAGAGUACAAAUCAAACAUGGGUGAACAUUGCAACAUCUGGCACAUAGUUGAAAAGCAUGUUAAUACGAGUUUAGCCUAAAUAUCCUGUAUAAGUUUUAUCAAUGAUAUUUCUCUUCCAGUUAAAUAGGUUUAACGAGACGUAGGGAAUAAACUGUUCCAGAAUUUUUUAUUUUGUACUUGCAUUAGUUCCAUUUGUAAUUUUUGCGCUACAUAAUAGUUUAGUAUUCCAUAAACAUCUAAUACUAUAAAUAAAAGGAAAA